AUCCACGCAAUCGGCGAGCAUUUCUCUAGGCGCACACCACCGCCGCAUAAACACCCCCACCGCCGCCGUCACCCUCGCCGGCGACGCUUCUCCGGCUUCCAUUCCGGCAAUGGAUCACCUCCUAUCCGAUUUCGUAAUCGGCGCCUCCGCCGCGGAAUCGAUGGCGGAAUUCCUCCGUCAUCCCACGGUGGUCGACCUCCUCCCCCAUCUCGUCCCCGCCCGCCUGUCUCUCGCCCGCCCGCCGAUUUCAAAUUUCAAAGUCGCCGCCGUCGGCCUCGGCGCCGACGGCCGCGUCUUCGUCGGCGUCAAUCUCGAAUUCCCCGGCCUCCCUCUCCACCACUCCGUCCACGCCGAACAGUUCCUCAUCACAAAUCUCCUCGCCCAUGGCUGCCCCGGCCUCACCGCCGUCGCCGUCUCCGCCGCCCCCUGCGGCCACUGCCGCCAGUUCCUCCAGGAGCUCCGCAACUCCUCCUCCCUGCAAAUCCUCGUCCUCGACGACGAAUUCCGCCCUAAAAACAAAAUCCCCAAUUUCAUGCCCUUAUCCGAAUUCCUUCCGAUUCCAUUUGGCCCCCACGAUUUGCUCGACCAUCAAACUCCCUUCCUCCUCGAAAAUCAACAGAAUAAAUUAGAUCUCCUCCCCGAAACCAAUUCCCCAAAACUCACCAGCACAAACGGCAACCUCACCAACAAAAAUCCCCAAAUUUCCGAAGAAACCGAAACCCUACUUCGAGAAGCAGCAUUAGAUGCUGCAAACAGAUCUCAUGCUCCGUACAGCGGCUGCCCCUCAGGAGUUGCAUUAAUGGAUUGCGAAGGGAAGCUCUAUAAAGGCUCGUAUGUCGAAUCUGCAGCCUACAAUCCGAGCUUAGGGCCCGUCCAAGCCGCAUUGGUGGCGUACGUCGCCGCCGUCUCCCACGGCGGCUACGAGAGGAUUGUGGCUGCAGUUCUGGUGGAGAAGGAAGGCGCAAAAGUCAAGCAGGAAGAUACUGCAAGGCUACUGUUGAAGGCAGUGUCACCUAAAUGUGAGUUUCAUGCUUUCCAUUGCCAAUCAUCUGGUUGAAUUAUGAACUGUUGUUGAUCUGGAUUCAUUUAUCUGCAACUGUAGAUUUUGAUUCUGCAGAUUAUUAUGAUCAAAUAAAUAACAGUAAUUUUCACUAUUUCCAUUGUUCUCUGUUCUACAAAAUUUCUUGCAUCUUGAAUAUCUUGUUAUACAUAUGUUGAUUAUGAUGUUUAUCUUUUAAGGUAUAUGCUGUUGAUUCUUGUAAUAAUGGCUUCUGUAAAAAGAUCAAAAAUAAAAAUUUGACCUGUGGUGGGAUCAUUCUGAGCUGGAA
Messenger RNA from Andrographis paniculata, 1328 nucleotides. Its product is annotated as cytidine deaminase 1-like. NCBI's taxonomy places the organism in Eukaryota, Viridiplantae, Streptophyta, Magnoliopsida, Lamiales, Acanthaceae. Gene Ontology annotation, cellular component: cytosol. Gene Ontology annotation, molecular function: cytidine deaminase activity; zinc ion binding. The transcript has a single exon. Bases 110 to 1057 code for a protein of 315 amino acids. The record is from RefSeq and is a predicted model, not a curated record.